Molecule: messenger RNA, 1887 nt
Organism: Medioppia subpectinata
Lineage: Eukaryota; Metazoa; Arthropoda; Arachnida; Sarcoptiformes; Oppiidae
Source: the annotation of a GenBank genome assembly
AUGACCGAACCGCUCAGUCAUCCGGAGAAUAGGAAACACGCGCCACACGUGCGGAGACACGGAAUCAAACAAUUCAUUAAUAUCUAUAACCAAAACAAAGACCGAAUCGACCGGUGCUUCAAAUGGGGCGAUGAGAUCGAGUACGUCAUCGUCCGCUUCGAUCACAACAACAAAAAGGUUAGACUAAGUCUUCGUCCGAAAGACAUUCUGGAGGUUAUGGAUGAAAGGGAGGCGAGAGAGGGACCAAAGUGUGAGGUGUUGUGGCGGCCAGAGUACGGCUCGUUUCACAUCGAGGCCACACCCGGACAGCCGUACGGACACCAAAACGAAAUGAAUGGCAAAAAGUCAAUGAAUUGUUGGUUUAAUAACGUAGAGAAUAAUAUGAAGGAAAGGCGUCGAGAUAUCAAACACCUUCUCGGACCCGACGAAGCUUUACUUUGUUUGGGAAAUUUUCCCAGGUUGGGUUGCGAUGACAUUAGUGUGCCGUACAGUAGUCCCGAUCCCCUGAACAGCUCAACGGGCAGUAUCUUUGUGUCGGAUGUGUUGACAAACAGCGCUCAUCCAAGAUAUAUAAAGACGGGCUAUAAUAUAGUUCAACGCAGAGAAAAGAAGAUCACAAUCAAUAUUCCCAUCUUUAAAGACACCAAAACUCCCGACCCUUUCAUCGAGUUGUUCAACGAUAAGGAGUCCAAUAGAGAGGCAAAAGUAGAUCACAUUUAUUUGGACGCACCCGUACUGGGAAUGGGCUGCUCUUGUCUUCAGGUUACAAUGCAGGCGACGAAUAUAGAGGAGGCGUUUGUAUUGAACGACCAGUUGUUGCCGUUAACGCCUAUUAUGACGGCAUUAAGCGCAGCCACUCCUAUAUUUAGGGGCUAUUUAUCCGACUAUGACUGCCGAUUGGAGGCCUCGUCCGCGUCGAUGGACGACAGAACUCCUGAAGAACGGGGAGAGAAACCCCUAAAACAUGAUAAAUUUAGGAUUCAUAAGUCCCGAUGCGCCCCUUUAAACACAUAUCUGUGCGAAUGUAACGCUAGAUAUAAUGAUAAUCCCAUUGUCUAUAAUACGGAGUUUUAUGAUGAGAUGAUCAGUGCCGGAGUGACACUAUCUCUGGCCCAACACAUGGCAUAUGUGUUCAUUAGAGACCCGACGGUUACUUAUUGGGAGAAAUUGGAUCAAAACGAUAGCACAGAAACGGAUCACUUCGAGAAUAUUCAGUCGACUAAUUGGCAGACAAUGAGGUUUAAACCGCCGCCUCUUAACCAACAGUCCAUCGGUUGGAGAGUAGAGUUCCGUCCGAUGGAGAUCCAGAUGACUGACUUCGAAAACGCCGCCUUUUCUGUCUUCACUAUACUAUUGUCCAGAAUUGUAUUGAAAUAUAAACUCAAUUUCAUUAUUCCUAUCUCUAAAAUCGACCAAAACAUGUCAACCGCUGUAAAGAGAGAUGCCGUCAAUAGAAGUAAAUUCUGGUUCAGAAAAGACAUAUUCGCUCAAAACACAUUACAAGAUGUAAAUAACAAUACAAACAGUUCUAAAACUAAUUACGAGAGAUAUGAGAGCGAAGAGGAGUCAUAUAUAGAGAUGUCUAUCAAUGAGAUAAUGAAUGGUUACGGAAAUGAAUUUCCGGGUUUAAUACCACUAAUCAGGGAUUAUGUAAAAGACUUAUCACUUGACGCCCAAACCUAUAAUAAAGUCCAACAGUAUAUCCAAUUGAUUGCCGACAGAGCGUCGGCUAAAGUCAAGACAACUGCAAAAUGGAUCAGAGAUUUUGUGCGAAAACAUGCGGACUAUAAACACGAUUCUGUGGUCAACGAGAAAAUUACUUACGAUUUGUUAAACACUUUAAAUCGUAUUCAAAAUGAAGGCAUAAAUGUUAAUGAAUUUGUCUAA